Molecule: messenger RNA, 969 nt
Organism: Prorocentrum cordatum
Lineage: Eukaryota; Dinophyceae; Prorocentrales; Prorocentraceae
Source: the annotation of a GenBank genome assembly
AUGCUGUGCAACUCCGGCUUGCUCCGGGUCGUGGCCUCCUUCCUCCUGGACAGAGGCAUCGUCGGCUACCGCCUCUACCGUGCCGUGCCCGAGGGCUGGCCAGGCGCCGCAGGCGCGGCGCUGACCGAGGCCGUGCUCAUCGCCGCCUCGAUGGCCAUGCUUUUCUUGCGCUCCUCGGGGCGGGCGGACUUCGCUGCGCCGUGGCUGUGGGUUCUCGUCAUCGCCUGCUUUGCCCGAGAGUCGUCCUGGAUAUCCCAGGGGCUCCGCUGGAUGGCGCCGUUGGGCAAGUACGCUUUCUCCGCCUACAUGGGCCACUGGAUAUUGCUACAGGCACUCAUCGAUCACAAGGUCAACGCGAUGGAGGGAUACGCCCCCAUCGCCAUCUUCGGGGGAGACUCCUGGCGCUCUGGUCGGCCCUGGCCUACCACGCCGUGGAGGAGAUCCGUGCAACCGGUGGCUGCGCAGGGAGUGGGACGCGCUCCUCGACUCGGUGCGCCAGAGGCAGCGGCACCAGCUGCCCUUUGCCGGGGGCCUGCCCUCGCCGGGGCCAGGACUGCCGGCCCUACACGCCCCGCAGUAUUGGCAGCUCCAGUCCGAGCGCUCUUCGUACACAGGCCGGGUGCCGACCGCGAGCGUGCCUCAGCACGCGGGCUUCCCGGAGGCGGCCCCGCUGCACCACUGGCAGGGCGACCCCGCUGGGGGCCAGCUGCGGGCGCCGGGGCACGAAGGCAGCCCGCUGACGCGGCUGCUUUCGUGCGGCGGCGUCUGCCUUCCUCCGCAGACGCAGUGGGCCGAGCAGCCGCCAGGAGGCGCCUGGCCGCAGGGCGCGCCGCCCACCCCGCGCACGAUGAGGCUCUUUGCGCCCCAGCCGCGGUGAGGCAGGGGCAGAGAGGAGGGGGAGGAGGAGGGGAGGAGUUACCACCGCACUUGACAGUCGCCGUGCUAUAUCUUGCGGCUGCUACGAAGUAG